Messenger RNA from Trichophyton rubrum CBS 118892, 4148 nucleotides. RefSeq lists its product as uncharacterized. The transcript has 2 exons. NCBI's taxonomy places the organism in Eukaryota, Fungi, Ascomycota, Eurotiomycetes, Onygenales, Arthrodermataceae. The record is from RefSeq and is a predicted model, not a curated record. Bases 590 to 3886 code for a protein of 1098 amino acids. Gene Ontology annotation, cellular component: membrane.
CUGGCAGCCCUCGGCGGUAUAGCCAGUCUCUCCCAGGCUGCGCUGACAGAGGUCCACGAGGCUGGCCGGUGUGCUAUUAGAGGCAACUGUGGGAAGCAGUCCUUCUUUGGCGGUGAGCUGCCGUGUCCGGACAAUGGACUGGCCCAUCAGCCUGAUCAGAGAGUCCGGCAGCAGCUUGUACAUCUCUGUGGGAAGAAGUGGGAAGACGGGCCGGUGUGCUGCAAGGAAGAGCAGGUAGAUUUUCUCUCUCUCCAUCUCUCUAUCUCUCACUGUCUCUAUUGCGCUGUAUGCUAGCUUGGAUUGCCUACGUUGUGCUAACUGGUUCUAGAUCAAUGCAUUGUCGACAAACUUGAAGCUGGCUGGGGGAGUCAUCUCAUCCUGCCCAGCUUGCAAGGAGAACUUCUACAACCUGUUCUGCACCUUCACCUGUUCCCCGGACCAGUCUCUGUUCAUCAACGUUACCGAUGUGGCCGAGGUGAACGGAAAGCUGCUGGUCACCGAGCUGGACAAUGUCUGGUCGGAAGAAUACCAGAGUAACUUUUACGACAGCUGUAAGAAUGUCAAGAACGGAGCUUCUGGAGGCAAGGCCAUGGACUUUAUCGGUGGAGGGGCGAAGAACUACAAACAGUUCCUUAAGUUUCUGGGUGAUAAGAAGCUUCUCGGCAGCCCGUUCCAGAUCAACUUCCUUACCGAGCCUCGACGGCCAAAGGACGGCCACGGCAUGAAGCCGGUGUCCGAUGAAACAAGAUCCUGUGCCGAUAAGAACAAGGCCUACCGCUGUUCGUGUAUCGACUGUCCGAGUGUCUGUGCUGAGCUCCCCGCCAUAAAGGGACAAAAACCCUGCAGGGUAGGAAGCUUGCCCUGCCUGACAUUUGCUGCAAUCCUAGUAUACUCUAUCUCCCUGAUGCUUAUCGUGGUCCUGGCAAUUGCCAGAUCUGCCUUCAAACGGCACCGUUCCCGGAACAUUGAGCGAGUUCGUCUUCUGCAGGACGAUGCACCGAGUGACGACGAGGAGGAGGCUGAAGUUAUUGAGGAUACUGGGAUCCCUCAGCCAUAUAUGCUCAAUCAUAUACUAGGAAAUGCCUUUAACCGGCUAGGUGGAAUCUGUGCAAGGUUCCCUGCGUUGACGAUUACUCUGACAGUCAUAAUAUCGCUACUACUCAGUCUUGGCUGGCUGCGUUUUGCAGUUGAAACUGACCCUGUCAGGUUAUGGGUAAGCCCUAACUCGGCCGCCGCAGAGGAAAAGCACUACUUUGAUUCCAAUUUUGAGCCUUUCUACCGUAUCGAACAGGUCUUUGUCGUCAAAGACGUUGACACCAACAAGCCAGAGCCCGUGUUGGAUUACGAAACCUUGGGCUGGUGGUUUGAUGUAGAGAACCGUGUCCGCAGAAUGAUCUCUUUAAACAGACGCUUGACCUUGGAUGACGUCUGUUUCAACCCAACCGGACGUGCUUGCGUUGUCCAGUCAGUGUCUGGCUAUUUCGGGGGAUCCUUCGCCAAUGUCAACCCAAACACUUGGAGGUCCCAUCUGGAACAUUGUGCUCAAUCCCCAGGCUCAAGAGACUGCCUUCCUGACUUCCAACAACCCCUAGCGCCGGAGAUGGUCCUGGGCGGGCUCAAUGACACAACCGAUAUCCUGGACGCUCGCUCCCUCAUUAUCACCUGGGUGGUCAACAAUUAUGAACAGGGAUCAGACAUGGAAGCCCGAGCCAUGGACUGGGAAGAGACGUUGAAGCAGGUUCUCCAGGUUGUACAAGAGGAAGCUUAUGAGCGUGGCCUCCGUAUCUCGUUCAGCACUGAGAUAUCCCUGGAGCAGGAAUUGAAUAAGUCGACCAACACUGAUGCCCGAAUUGUUGUCAUCAGCUAUGUCAUCAUGUUCAUAUACGCAUCCCUUGCGCUGGGCUCUACAACCAUCAGCUGGAAGUCCCUUAUUCACAACCCUAGCCAUGUUCUCGUCCAGUCGAAAUUUACGCUUGGAAUCGUCGGUAUUCUUAUUGUCUUGAUGUCCGUUUCGGCAUCUGUUGGCCUCUUCUCUGCGUUUGGCAUUAAGGUCACGCUUAUCAUUGCAGAGGUGAUACCCUUCCUAGUCCUUGCUGUGGGUGUCGAUAAUAUCUUCCUCAUUGUACAUGAAUUUGAACGAGUGAACCUAAGCCACCCAGAUGAGGAGAUUGAUGAGCGCAUUGCCCGAGCUCUUGGAAGGAUUGGCCCGAGCAUCCUCCUUUCAGCCACCACGGAGACCUUUGCCUUUGCGCUGGGAGCCUUUGUUGGCAUGCCAGCGGUAAAGAACUUCGCUGCAUACGCAGCUGGCGCCGUGUUGAUCAAUGCUUUGUUGCAAGUCACUAUGUUCGUCUCCAUCCUAGCUCUCAAUCAGAAACGUGUAGAAAACCUGCGGGUGGACUGCAUACCUUGCAUUGCUGUCCGAAAGUCUGGGAGCACUGGCAUUGCCGGCGAGGAUAGGCCAGAUUUCGGUGAGAGCAUGCUCCAGUGGUUUAUCCGCAAGAUUUAUGCCACUAGACUGCUUGGUAAGAAUGUAAAGGUCGCGGUGGUAGUGCUCUUCCUCGGCCUGUUUACUGCUGGACUGGGCCUGAUCCCCAUAGUGAAGCUAGGACUUGACCAGCGGAUUGCCAUCCCAAACGGCUCGUACUUGAUACCAUACUUCAACGACAUGUCGGAGUACCUGCGUGUUGGUCCUCCAGUCUACUUUGUGACGAGAGAUGUGAACAUCACCACCAGAGAGCACCAGCAACAGGUCUGUGGCCGAUUUACGACAUGCGACGAAUACUCUCUCGGUUUUGUCCUAGAGCAAGAGUCCAAACGAUCCAAUGUCUCGUACAUCACAGGUGCAACGGCCAACUGGAUGGAUGACUUCUUCUACUGGCUCAAUCCACAACAGGACUGCUGCAAGGAGAACGGCAAGACGUGUUUCGAAAACCGUCAGCCCAGCUGGAAUAUCUCUCUGUAUGGAAUGCCCGAGGGCGCUGAGUUCAUCCACUAUGCUGAGAAAUGGCUCAAGUCACCCACGACCGAGAGCUGUCCACUUGGCGGCAAGGCUCCAUACAGCAAUGCUCUGGUCCUCGAUUCCAACCGGAUAAUGACCAAUGCAAGCAGCUUCCGGACAUCUCAUACUCCCCUGCGUACCCAGGCCGACUUUAUCAACGCAUAUGCCUCUGCACGGCGUAUCGCCAACGACAUCUCGACAAACCACGGCAUUGACGUGUUCCCGUAUUCCAAGUUCUAUAUUUUCUUCGACCAGUACGCCUCCAUCGUCAAGCUUACGGGCACUUUACUCGGGGCGGCAGUCGGUGUGAUCUUCUUGAUCACAUCCGCCUUACUCGGUUCCCUUUUCACCGGCGGAGUGGUGACGCUGACCGUAGUGAUGAUCGUGGUGGACAUCAUCGGUACCAUGGCCGUGAUGGGCGUCUCUCUCAACGCCAUCUCGCUCGUUAAUCUGGUAAUCUGCGUGGGCAUCAGCGUCGAAUUCUGUGCUCAUAUAGCGCGCGCUUUCAUGUUCCCUUCUGCCUCGCUGCUAGAGAAGGCUCCCCUGAAACUCCGCCACCGGUCCGCCAGAGCCUGGGCUGCUCUAGUCAACGUCGGCGGCAGCGUCCUCAGUGGCAUCACCAUUACCAAGCUUGUGGGAAUCUGUGUCCUGGCGUUUACCCGCAGCAAGAUUUUCGAGAUCUACUACUUCCGCGUCUGGCUGGCUCUGGUCAUCUUUGCCGCCACUCAUGCUCUUAUAUUCCUGCCUGUUGCCCUCAGUCUUCUAGGUGGAGAUGGCUAUGCUGAUUCCCAUGCUGUUGGCGGCCUCGAAGAAGACCUCGCUGCCCGCGGAUACAGGUCUCUGCUGCUCGACGACGACUACUACGACUCCGACGAUGAAGAGAUUUAGUCUUGUUCUAUCUAUCCAUCUAUCUUUAUCCUUUUAUCUUUCCCUGCUGCUGUGGCUGUAUAUUCUAUCUGUACUCCUUUUUCCCUUUUGGUUAUCAAGUAUGUAUUGGCCAUAGACCUGCGAGUCUUGUAUGCUGGAGUCUCCUCCUUUUUUGGACAUGGCAGUUCUUGAUCGUAUCGUAUAAAUACAAUGCCAUCUAAUAUCUUUAUCUCUAUCGAAGCGUCGCUGCCUCUCUGCCACCCCCUGAUCUAUCUAUGUUACU